Theobroma umbraticum is the source of this 2073-nucleotide messenger RNA. RefSeq lists its product as uncharacterized. NCBI's taxonomy places the organism in Eukaryota, Viridiplantae, Streptophyta, Magnoliopsida, Malvales, Malvaceae. The record is from RefSeq and is a predicted model, not a curated record.
UCACUAAUGUGAAACCGAAGUACGGCUGGGGAUUCCGAUACCCAGCGAAUCUGCUUUCACCGUCGCGCGAUUAUGGUAGAUGCAUCUUCGUCAUUUUUUAUAUAAGUCCCUGUAAUAAAAAUGAGAAAGAAAAUGCGCGACAGUUUCUCUCCCGCGACAAAGGCCUUGAUUGCUUUGAAUCGCUUUUUAGGGCCUUUAAUCUUUGAAUCUGCAAGGAUAACAUGGAGGAUUCCACCGGAGCGAAAAAGAUUAGCAAAAAAGACCGGAAGCAUCGACGGGUAAAAAAUCAAUGCGUGGACCGACUGAAAGAAUAUUUCCAGAUUGUCACGGGAAUUGAGCUUCCAGAGGGUUGUUGGGAAGAAGUGAUACAAUUAGUCUGGGGUAAGAUUUUUGAUGCCGGAAAACUGGAAAUACAAGUGAGAGUCUCAGUGACACUGGAAGAAUAUGCUGCCAAAGCUGGAAAAAUAGUAAAGAGUAUGCGGACUGCUGUGGAAAAGGAAAAAGUUAAAUUGGAUGUGUUGGAAUCCUUGAUGCAACCGCUGCAGCAACAGAUUCUAAAUCUAGAUUAUCCACAACAAGGAGUUUGCUCAGAUGUUAUACAAGGUCAAGGUUUGGAAAAAGGGACAACAAAAGCAUCCUUGCAACAGCCAGAAUAUGCUGCAAACAUUGAACAAAUAAUAAAGAGCCAAACUCUUGUUGAAACAGCAGGGCUGGAAUUGGAAAAGUUAGCAUUGUCGAUGGAACAGUAUCUUCUAAACCAAGAUUAUCCCAACUGUCACAAACAAAAUGGAGUUUGCUCAGAAGUUGUUUCUGCUCCUCCUGACUCUAUCCAAAGUAGAACAAAUGCUGAAGUUCAGAAGCUUUUUGGGCAUACAGUGAAUACGGAGUUUUCGGUGCUACAGGAUCUGAAGGUCCCAAACCAGUGUUCCGUUGUAAACCAAUUCUCAACAGGUCCAAAUGACGAACCUCAAGAAACCAAACCAAAUACCAGCAAAGAUCAACAUAGGAUGAGGAAAAAGCAAGGGCAUAUAGCAUUGAAAGUGUUUUUCUAUAUGUAUACGGAAAUUGUGCUUCCGAAGAAAUGGAAGAAAGCAGAAGAAUUUGUAGAAAAAAAGAUAAAUGAUGCCAAAAGAGAAGGGGAGAAAGUGAAAACCAUGAGAAGGCCUCCAAAAAGUGCUGCAGAAGUGGAACGAACAGUCGAGAGUACACAGGCUGCUUUUAAAGACGCCAAAAUGCAAGUGAAUUCCUGCAAAAACCUCUUACAACUGGUGAAACAAAUGUUUCAAAACCAAGUUUAUCCCGACUGUCACGAACAACAUGGAGUUAGCUCAGAAGUUGUUAUUCCUGAUAAGGAGGCUCAAGCUUUAGCGUUCAACUACCUCCUUCCUGCUGGCUUUAUUGAAAUGGGACAAAGUUCUAGGAUUUACAAACAGAAGUGGAAUGAUAUGGUACUUGGAGACGUGCAAGAUCCACCAGAGUCUGGGCAGAUGCUUGAGUCAUGGAAAGCUACUGGCUGCAGCAAUGGCACCAAUUCUCUUGUGGCACCUGAAGCAGCUGUGAAUUUGUCAUCAAUGGGCAACUUCCAAGGCUGCGGGGAACUGAGGGAUAGUGAAAGUUUGCUUAAGGAGAUAAUGAAACAGUUCCCUCAGAUUGCAGAAGGUGGCUUCAUAGAAGUGCUCCUUGAGAUGGCAAAAUGCAUUCCGCAGAAACUCGAGCUAAAGGACAGUAACCAAGAAUUGAAUCCUAUGGAUAUGCGGAUUUUACAGCUGAAGGAGAAAGUGGAUAAAACCUGUCAGGAAGUAGGGGCUCUCCGGCAAAACAAGUCAAAGUUCAAUCAACGUACGAAGGUCCAGACCAAGGGGAAGAGAAAGCGCUCUGGUUGAUUUUUUUUUUUCUUUUUUCAAUUAAGGGUUACAAGAAGCGAAAGUGUUUUUGGACUUAUAAUUGGGACUUCUGAUGUGUAUUUUAUAAUCAGCUGGACUGAUCCUUACGUAACUUGUUGGUGUUGGAUGGUUAUGUGUAUGUUUGGUUUUUAUGCUUGCAUAAGUAAAUUUGAAAGUGUUGAUUGGCAAA